UCGGCAAUGGCGACAGGAAGGAUACAGUAGCCGAUUAGCUACCGCUACUCCAGUGGCUAGCUAGGUAUUUAAAAUAGAGGAAGGAGGAGAUAAUGAAGGCCUGCUAUCAUCAAGCGCUCUCCCUUUCCCGUCGUUUUUCUGCAAGCAGCCAGCUGAGGAGUCUUUCAAGUCAUCGUUGCUUGGGUAUCUGUAGUACCACUACAAAUACUUUCUCAACCUCUGCAGUUGGCUCAACAACGGUUAACGAACAGUACCGUCGUUGGAAAUCCAGUUCGUCUUCUUUAUCAGCCUUGGAUGAGCAUGAUUUGGACGACUCGUUGAGUCCAGUGGGAGAUCUCUUUUCCUUUCCUGCAAUUGGUGACGACAUAAUCGGCAAGACGGGGAGCAUCCGCCGAUCCUUUGGCCCUCAAUGCAAUGCGGAAGCCAUGAUUACCUGUGGAGGUGAAGCCCUGGCAGCCCAUGCUUCCUUUGAUCCCAACUAUGCUCGGGCCAAGGAUUGGAUUCGAUCGCAUCCCGUCGGACCUGCUGUAUUGAGUCCAGUCUUGAUUUCUGGAUUGGUGGGGACACUGGUCGAGGCCGCCUUUCCCAAAUCCGUUGCUAUCAAUAGUUCGAUGCAGUUCUUGCAGCCCCUGAUUGUUGGGGUCGAAGUCAGAGCCAAAAUUCAAGUUAUCACGGUCGCUACAACAGGAGGAUCCAAUACAUUAGCAACAGCAAAAGAAGAAGAAGAUCCUGAUGACGACCCACAAAAUGAGGUGCGAAAACGAAAGCAUGGUCAUCAAGUCGAUCUCAAAACACAAGUUUUCCGAAUCAAUGAUGAAAUUGUCAUUGCCGAAGGAACACACUCUGUGUGGAUUCCUGAUUAUUUGCACAUGUAGUAAAAUACAGUAUAGAACAAACAAAAGAGGAGGGAGUACGUACCAUAGCACACAGCACGAUAAACAGACCAUGGCAAAAAAUGCAAGCCUUCAAUUAGUCUCGCAAGGUUUCGUUGAACCAAGACAUGUCACCGUGAGGCACAAAUAAUGGGAACAGAGUCACUAGCUAGAAUAACAACAU
This is a messenger RNA of Seminavis robusta, 1056 nucleotides long. NCBI's taxonomy places the organism in Eukaryota, Bacillariophyta, Bacillariophyceae, Naviculales, Naviculaceae. The record is from the annotation of a GenBank genome assembly.